AUGACAUUAAAGAAACAUGGCGGUUGGAAAUCAUUAACAGUCACUGAAGGCUACGUUGAUGAAUUAGUAGCACGCAAGACAGAAAUAGCUAAUAAAAUGUUUAGAACGUUUGGUAAUUUCAUUGAAGGAGCAUCUUGGAGCGACAUUUCUGGACAGAACUGUUCCCUUGACUGGUAUGACGUCAGUCCAACUUUAAUAUUAGAACAAAUCAUAAAUGCCGAGCAUCCAAAUAUGUAUAUGCCGUUAGCCGUUCUACAAGCUCAAAGAAUAUAUGAAAUGCAACCCAAUGAUGUUGAUCUGGUAGCCCUAUAUUUGAAUAUCUUAGUUCAACAAAAUAAUGACAUUAACAUAACACAGUUAUCUCAACUCGUAGAUGCUGUAAUGAAAAUUCCUCAAUCGGUCUUAAAAGCGUCACAAGAAAGUUACAAAAGCACUGAUAAAAUUUUGAACAAUUUGCUCGAGAUUUUAAGAAAAACUAAUUUUAUUGGAACCGUCACCCAGGACUAUUUAUCUAUUACAUCUUUUUCCAUAGACACCUUCUACAGCGAUUCUAUUAUUUGGAGGAAAGUUAAUGAUACAUACAUUGUGGAUUUCUUUAACGCAACUGACAGUAAUAUCAUAGAUGAAGAAGCAUUUGAAUCGGGUAUUAUUUUGAAUCAAGAAAUAAUGAAAGAUAUAAAUAAUAUUUCGAAUAACAAUAGUCGAAUAAUAAUCAUAGCUUACUUCAAACCUACGCUUUUCAACGAAUAUUUCGUGAGAGACUAUAAAUCAAUUAUAUACAGUACACUAUUUCUUAAUAUGAAUAUAUCUUCAAAAAAUAACUGGGACAAUCUUUUAGUUGUUAUUUACAACAACUUUAGUUCUAAUACGUUCAGUUGUUCUUAUUGGAAUGACGGAUUUUGGAUACAUAAAACCACAAGCCAUUCCGAUUCAAAGAUACUCUGCAGCUUCAAAAAUACUAUAAACGUUGGAUUAGUUUCUACUACUAAUAUAACUGCCCUUCUAGAGGAACUACAGAAAGAUAUAUCUUGUUAUGAUAGCAUCUCAAAAACUUUGAUGUACUUGAAAAAAUAUUUGUCACUAUUUCAACCUAUUGAUGUUAGUAUCGUAUAUCUGAUAUUAGAUAAAUGUAAAGACGAAGAUUUAUUUCAUAUACACAUGAAUAUAGUGAACCAACUACUGGAUCUACCAGUUAAUAUCAUUCAGACUGCCAGAACAGAGUUUAAUGCGAAUAUUUUACAAACUUUCGAACAAAUAUUAAUAGGAUAUAAUCGUGAGUUUCCACUUACAGAAUUUAAGAAUUUCAUGGUUGCAAUACAGGAUAUAGAUCAAAAGAAUUUAACAGGAUUAUAUAUUUCGUGCAACAAAAAUAAAUGUUCCGUAAAGAUGAUGCAUAACUAUUCAUAUAUACCAGAAGAAAGUGAGAUCUACCUUGUGUUUGAUGAACAUCUCCUCGAUCAGCUUAUAUCGAACAAAAUCCCAAGAAUUAUUAUUACUUUAUUUGCCAACGAUGCUUUUUUCCUCACCAAAUCCGAGUACGGCGAAAAAUCAUUUUCAAUAAUUAUAGGUGUAACUAUCCCCGGGUUGGAUAUGGAAUUGGAAGGGAAUAUAUCUGUUACAUAUAAAUUGCAUUCCGAAGUGGUGGAUAAAACCUGUGAAUAUUGGGACGACUAUGAGCAGAAAUGGGUUGUAUCAAGUCCAGGGAUAUCAAUGAACAAUCAAAGUUACAUUUGUACAUUUUCGAAAACAAGUUACUAUGUAUUAGCCUUCAACGCGUUGAACGUUACCAACUUAUUGGAAACACUUUUGAAUUCAAAGGAGAAUAAUCUAGACAUUUUGGAAGGCAUCGAAAAUAUCACAUCUAAACAUCUAGCGAAAUUAGAAGCAAUAGAUAUUUCGCUAAUUGCCAUUUACUUCCAGACAAUACAAAAUGAAGAUGAGUUAGGAUAUGACGAAAUUGAUAUUUCUAUACAAAUUAUCAACAAUCUUAUGCAUGCUGCGCGAUAUAUCAUACAACAAGCUGAAUCAGACUUCUACGCAUCAAGCAAAAUAUUGAUGUUUUUAAAAAAACAAAUGACUAAAAUAGAAACAUCACAAACAUUCUGUAGCACCAGAAUCAUUGUGACAGUAUCAUAUAAUACAAAUGUUUCCGGAAUCGAGAUAUACGACGAUAAAAAUUUCUGCAAUUAUGAGUUAAUAGAAAAGAGCCAUGAUUAUGGUAUAAACACCACAGGAAUAGUAUUUAGUGAAGUGGAACAAAUCUCAAAUUCGGAUCAAAAAAUUAUCAUCAUCGCAUUCUAUAAUGACGUAUUUUUCUAUGACGGAGCUGUUAAUAAUCUUGAGAAAAAUAUAAUGACGAUUGGAGUAUUAGUACCCGAUAAUACAGUUAACAAAUUCAACGAAGAAAUAUCUGUAUUUUAUUCCAAUAUAACAAAUGAUCUCAAUACUAUAACUUGUGUUAGUUGGGGGUUAUAUGACCCGAAAAACAUAGCAGAUGGAUUUUGGGAAUUACAAAGAAAAUUAUCAGACGAUUACUCUUGUAACUAUUUCAAAGAAGGUUGGUAUACAUUGUGGACGCAAGAUCAACAGAUAAAUGUUACGUUGAUGUUAGAAGAUAUUAAAGAUGGAUCAGUUGAGAGAAAAUUAGAUCAACUCGAAGCAGUUACAUCUUUUUAUGAUAGCUUCUCCUCUCACGACGUAUUUUUGAUGUUAAAUAUAUUAUAUAGAUGUACCGAUUUAACCACAGAUUCAGGUACGCUAUCAGUUUUAGGAAGAAUAAUAAUUAAUUUUUCCAAAAUACCGAAAGAUGUUAAAAAAAACUCUCAGAAACAAUACAAAACCAACGCAAUCAUGUUAAAUUUCAUAUCUAAACUGGCUACUUUAAUAGAUACUAACAUCAAUUAUAAUAUCAAAAAUUACUUCCAAAUAUCAGUUUGUAACCUCUCUGAGAGCAGUAGCAUUAUUAUAAUGGAUGAAAAAAUCGAUUGCUAUACUUUAGAAGAAAAUAACUAUAAUUAUAGUUUACGUCUAGAUUACUAUCCGUAUAUACUAGUGAAUCCUGAGGUUCUCACAGUAACAAUUUUUAAAAACAACGAACUGUUUCAAAAUGAUGAAAAUUACGAUACUUCGGAUAUAAUACAUCUUUCAUUGAAAUCAUAUUAUAAUCAGUUAAGUACUUUCACCGUGGAAUUCAAUCAGGUUCAAAUACAGAAAAUGGAUUAUUCGUGUGCUUGUGGAUCAGGUUAUGGAACAUCCUCAGAUCAUAACUGGAUGUAUUUUAAAACAAUAAGGAAUGAUUUUUUAACAAUUUGUGAAGUUCCAAAUCUAGUGACAUGUUCAUACGUUUCAUUGGUGAAUCUUAGCGUUACUGAUAUACUGUCAGGCAUAUAUUAUAGGAGUGGAACUAGUAACAAGCUUUUAUUAUUGGUGAACGUUCUCACUUAUUAUCAGGAUCAACUGCAACUUUCCCAUAUAGAGAAAGUUUAUGACAUAUUGAAUAUUUGCGAAAUCGGAGACGAUAAGGAUUUAGACAACUUGGCAGCUAUUGUUGAUGUUAUAAUGGAUUUGGAUAGAAACAUUUUGGCUUCGGCGCGUGAUAAUUUUACAGAAGAAUUACAUAACUGCAUCGAAAAAUUGAUCAAACAAUUUAAAGGUGAAACUAGAAUAUUGCAAUAUACAAACUUCGCCGUACUUAUUGGAUCAGAUAUUACUGGUAUAUUGUUCGAAGAAUCCAACUCUUCAAUGUAUUCCAUUAAAAGAGUUCUUACUGAUGAGUUUGAUACGUUAUAUACCUCAGACAUAACGUUGAUCAUAUCAAGUUUCAUGGUAGAUGAAUUAGAUACUGAAUAUACAAAAGUGUACCUGACAGUUUAUUUUAAUGAUGCUUUAUUCAUCGGAAGGUUGAAUAUGGCAUUCAAAAAGUAUGGAAUAAUAAUUGGAUUAGAGUUUGUAGAUCAAACCAUAGGAGACUAUAUGAAGAUAUAUUUCGACAACUACCAAAAUAACACAAAUGUCUGUGCGUACUGGAACCAUCAAAUAAUUGAUACAAACAUUCAAACUUGGUAUUGGGAUACAGUCAAUCAAAGUCUUUGUGAAAACAGAAAAGGCAUAAAAUAUUUCGCUGUAUUAGAGAGCUAUAAUGUUACCGGCAAAUUGGAAGAUAUUUUUCAGUCCAAUAGUUCAACCGAAGAUCAACUACAAGAAGUUAUAGACAUCGUUAACCAGAAUUCAGGAGAUCUCAAACCAAUUGAUAUUCAUCUUAUAGCAAAUAUACUAGGAAAAAUGCUACUAAGUACGAACAUCACUAAAGAACAUAUUGAGCUCACUUCUUGCAUCAUAAGUUAUCUGUUUACUGUAAACAAGCAAAUUUUGGCUGAAGCGCAAGCAAUUUACUCUGCAACAGACAGUAUAUUAUUCACAAUCGAUGAAAUAUUACGACGAUGUGAGGAUGUCUUCGUUGAACCCAUUAUUUAUAAUAAUUUCACAAUAUUAAAAACAGAAUUCAAAUCAGGUAACAUAACAGGUGUCAUACUAGAUGAAUGUGCAAAUACAACUUGCAAAAUAAGCUUUCUGAUGAAUCAAACUCAGAUAAGUGUAAUUUCCACGGAGAGCAUGGAAAUAUCCAUAAUAUUCAGUGAUAAACUAAUGCAGCAGAUUGUUUCAAAUGGGAAUCCUGUUAAAUUGAUUUUAACUGUACAUUUCCACAAUAAUUUUUUCACCAGUGUAUCAAACAAAGAUAUUCAGACAAGUAAAAUCUUGGGUAUUAUAUUAGAUGGACUGGAGGAUCCAGUUUUACAAGGACCAAUUUUAAUUACCUAUAAGGCCAAUCAUUUAAUUAAUGAUAAUAGUAGUUGUUCUUUCUGGAAUUAUCAGGUACAAACUUACAACGGAUAUUGGCAAUAUGACAGCACCCCUACUAACUUUGGCAAUAAAUAUCUGACGUGCGAAUACGAUCAUUUAACACAUUUUGUACUUUUACUUGCAGGCUCUAGUGGCGCGGUUGAUUAUAUGAACAAUAGUCAUAUAUUGGAUAUACUCACAAACAUAAACAGCAUUUUGUCUUUACUAGGCCUUUUCGGUAUAUUAUUGACCGCUGUACUAUUCGACAGAUGGAGAAACAAUACAGGAAAUCAAAUUUUGAUUAAUUUCACAGUAGCUGUAUCCAUAAAAAACGUUAUGCUCUACAUCAGUGAAGGAGUUUAUACUGAAAAUAAUUCUAGCAUGGGAUGUACUAUAACUGGUGGUAUUUUACAUUAUUCUAUACUUUCGGAAUUUUGUUGGAUGUUGAUUAUAGCAAUAUUACAAUUUAAAAGAUUCGUAGAAGUUCUUGGAGGACCUCUCAAAUACGUUUUGCUCAAAGCUUGUAUUUGUGGUUGGGUAUUUCCAUCCCUCCCGGUAUUUCUUAUUAUUAUCAUUGAUGUUAAUAACUACAACGCUAGUAAAGUAGGUUUGUGCUAUCCAUCAGGUUUUGGUUUAUAUUUAGGGGUUUGGCUCCCUCUGUUAGUGAUAAUAAGUAUAAAUUCCAUAAUUUUUGUCUUUAUACUUUACAAUGUUUUCCAUAAAAAAACCGAAUACAGAGAGCAAGUGAAUCAUGAAAUUAUAUUUCAAUGGCGACUCGCUAUACUCCUAUUCUCUAUGUUGGGUCUAACUUGGGUUUUCGGAUUUCUAGCUUUAUUAUCUUCGGUUACAAUAUUUGCAGUAAUUUUUUGUUUUUUGGCUACCUUACAAGGGUUCAUAAUGUUUUUGUUUUUUAUUGUCUUCAACAAAAAUACGAGAUACAUGUAUAUACAGGGUUUUAGUUGGUGGAUGUAUUCUAAGGGUUAUAAAGACAGAUUGCAUUAAACCAAAUAAUGCAAAUAGCGGUUGACCAGUCAUCAUGUAUACGAAGAUGGUCUCAGAAGUAUCUGGCCCGACCUGAAUAUGACGGUAGUUGCUUGAAAAAUACCAUAGAAAUUACACAAUCUAUGCAGUAUGUGUUUAGAGUUUUAAGACGCCACGUUGUUUGGUAUUUGUUUGUAUUUGAACGUUUUCAGUGAAUUUGUGAACAUAGAAAACAUUGGUCAUCGUUAUGUGACACAUACUUCUAUUUGAAAGGCCUUAGCCCAACUAAUAUAGAAGCUGGACUAGAUUCUACUGUAAGUGCAGUACGAGGCCGUAUGACCUGCGAAUACCAGCAUCCCAAUAGUCGACCAAAUGAGGUGACGACUCAAGAAAUGUCGAAGAAAAUACACAAAGCGGUACUGGACGAUCGUCGACUGCAAAUUUGGACAUGAGAAAACUGUGCGCAAGAUGGGUGCCACGUUUUCUCACAAUGAAACAAAAACAGCGUCGAAAAUGUUUCCAACGAGUGUUUGGCCAUAUUUUAGAUAAGUAAAGCCGAAUUUUUGCACCGUUUCUAACCAUGGAUGGAACAUGGGUCAAUAACUUCAUACUCAAAACAAAAGAACAAUCAAAACAAUGGACUGAUGAGGGGAUACCGGCUCCAAAAAAGGCAAAGACCGUUCCAUAUGCAGGCGAGGUCGUAGCGUCAGUUUUUUGGGAUGCGCGUGGAAUGAUUUUCACUGACUAUUUUAAAAAGGGAAAAACUAUCAACGGCGAGUACUAUGCAAACUUAUUGCAACGUUUGAGCGAAGAAAUCAAGCAAAAACGGCCGCAUCUGGCUAAGAAGAAAGACAAUGCACAAAAUUAAUGGAUUAAAGUUUGAAUUGCUAACUGUAUUCACCAGAUUUAGCCACCUUGGAUUAUUUUGUAUAUUGUUUGGAGCUGAACGCUAGUAUUUUAUUUUUUGGGACAGGUACUUGUGCGACCACCCUCGUAAUUGGAAUGGACUGAAAAUCUGAAAUGAAAUAAAAGUUUCAGGACCGGCCUAUUUUAUCACGUGAAACUCACAACCUAAUAGUAGUUGUUCUUUCUAAAUAUCGUC
Diorhabda sublineata is the source of this 6922-nucleotide messenger RNA. RefSeq lists its product as uncharacterized. Lineage: Eukaryota; Metazoa; Arthropoda; Insecta; Coleoptera; Chrysomelidae. The record is from RefSeq and is a predicted model, not a curated record. Gene Ontology annotation, biological process: cell surface receptor signaling pathway; G protein-coupled receptor signaling pathway. Gene Ontology annotation, cellular component: membrane. Bases 1 to 5841 code for a protein of 1946 amino acids. Gene Ontology annotation, molecular function: G protein-coupled receptor activity. The transcript has 8 exons.